GUCACGUCCGCCGCCGGCCGCUAAGGAAACGUGGCCUUUUCCUCAGGCUCUGGACAAGGGGGAGGGGGAGAAACAUGGCGGAGAUGGAGAGCCCGCUGCCCGCCGACAACACCACCCUGAACGACACCGAAACCAUCGCCGCCAACGCCACCGCCCGGUUCGUGGCGACUCCCGAAGGCUCGGCGGUGGCCUACGGCAGCCUGGUGCUGAUGGCGCUGCUGCCCAUCUUCUUCGGGGCCCUGCGCUCUGUCAGCUGUGCCAAGUCUAAGAAUUCCUCUGAUAUGCCAGAGACCAUUACAAGUCGAGAUGCAGCCAGGUUCCCCAUCAUUGCCAGCUGCACACUGUUUGGCCUUUAUCUAUUUUUCAAAAUAUUUUCUCAAGAAUAUAUCAACCUGCUGCUGUCCAUGUAUUUUUUCAUACUGGGUAUAUUGGCUUUGUCUCACACUUUAAGUCCAACUAUGAAUAAAAUUAUUCCUACCAAUUUACCAAACAAACAGUAUCAGUUGCUGUUCACUCAGGGAACAGGGGAGACAAAGGAAGAAAUUGUCAACUAUGAGUUUGACACAAAAGAUCUCGUGUGCUUGGCUUUCAGCAGUGUGAUUGGAGUCUGGUAUUUGCUGAAAAAGCAUUGGAUUGCCAACAAUCUGUUUGGAUUAGCAUUUGCUCUUAAUGGUGUUGAACUCCUGCACCUUAACAAUGUCAGUACAGGCUGUAUUCUCCUCGGUGGACUUUUUAUCUAUGAUGUAUUCUGGGUGUUUGGCACAAAUGUCAUGGUAACUGUUGCCAAGUCGUUUGAAGCGCCAAUUAAGUUGGUUUUCCCUCAAGAUCUUCUGGAGAAAGGACUUGCAGCCAAUAAUUUUGCAAUGCUUGGCUUGGGUGAUAUUGUCAUUCCAGGUAUCUUCAUUGCUCUUCUACUUCGUUUUGAUGUGAGUUUGAAGAAGAACAGCCGGACGUACUUCUACACUAGCUUCUUCGCUUAUGUCUUUGGUCUUGGACUUACCAUUUAUGUAAUGCACACUUUCAAGCAUGCUCAGCCUGCUCUACUGUACCUGGUACCUGCCUGCAUUGGAUUCCCAGUUACUGUUGCUCUGGUUAAGGGAGAACUUACUGAAAUGUUCAGGUAUGAAGAAAAAACUGCCCUGUGUGACAAAGAGCCUUUGGAUGAAGCCACAGACAAUUUGAAAGAAAGCAAGAAGGAACAGUAACUGGAGAGGCCAUGGAUCAAUCAAUUUUUUUUUUAAAGUCUCCACUCCGAACUGCCUGCUUUGUGUUCAAUUUGUGCAGAUACCAUAUUGUACUGACAUGGUCAUGUGUGUCUUGCGUCCCUGGCAACUCAUGGGGAAACAAAAGUAUUUUAUUACAUCAUGCUAGAGUGCUAGUUAUUCAGUUCUUCUUGUGUUUUCUAUGAAUGUGCCAACUAAUUUGUUUUUAAAGAGAAAAAAAUAACCUGAGGGGUUGCACCAGUGCCUAUCUGUAUUUUUUAAUUUAUUUUGAAUGGAUUAAAUUGAUCAUGACUUUUUGAAUUCAAAGGUGCCAGCAUUUUGUUUUGUUUUACAAAUAAAUGCAGAAAACUGAAGUUUUUAAACAGCUGUACACUAGUCCAUGUUGUAAGAUGUGUAUUUUAAGGGAAAAAAAUACCUCAGCUGUUGUUUUUUAUGUGACUGCUUUGGCUCAUUGUGUGUUUUUAAAAGUGAAUUUGGGGUUUACAUACACCGCUUUUUUCAACAAUUCGGUGACAAAUGACAAAUUUAUAGCGCAUUAAGUGUGCACACAGAAUACCCAUUUGGGCUGUUUAAUUAGACAAUGAUGGGGGAUGAAGUGCUUAUACAUACUAUAGUUUUAUAGGUAAGCUAAAUGCUGGAACUGCUUUUUUUUGUUUAAACUAAUGGACAAUCUUAAUUUUUUUUCUGCAUUUGUUUUGCAAACAAAAGAUGAUCUGAGCCCCCGUUUUACAGUGGCAGCAGAUGAGAUACACAGAUUGUUAAUGGCAACUUAAAAGAAAUAUUCUUUGUAGCUUUGAUUCAAACAAGCAGCACAGAUAUCAACUGAUAUGAAUAUAUAUGUACUAGCCAAUAAUGUGUUGUCUGUCUGACUGUGGCUGAUAUAAUGUAAGCUUUCACCAUGGGGUUAAAGCAAACAUGUAAGUUUGCUGACUGUAUGUGUUAAUAUCAUGUCUGGAGAAGUGUUUGUGGCUUAUAGAAAGCCAGGGUCUGAUGCAGUGCAUGUAGCAGUCAUAUUUUAUUUUGCAUUUUGAGUUCUGUUUUUCUUUUCCACAGGAAGGCACUGACUGAUCCCUCCUGUGCCUUGCUCAAGUGAGUUAACCAUGUAUGCUCCUGAACGGUGCAUGUUGUGACUGGUGGACGAGGGGUGAAGGGUUUGGCAUCAGAGUCUGUCUGACCCCUACUCUCUCUUGAUAGCCAUCUGUUCCAACUCAGGCACUCAUGCAUUGAUCAGCAUUGCAAUGCUUUUGUCAAUUGGAAUGGGAGCUAAAAAAAAAAUCCUAGAAUAUAAGUUGUUUUCAAUCUGCAAAACCCUUCUUUCCUGAUCUGUACAUCUGUCUCUCUCGACAUAACAGAGGCGUAUCUUUAAUUCAGUGAACUGUUGGAAAAAUUUGUAAUCUUUCCUGGACAGCCUACACAAAGUCUCCACUGCUGCCACCAUAUGUAUCAAGGUAAUUUAGAACGAAUCUUGCUGGUAGUUUUCUCCAUUUAGGGAUAAGCUUUAUGAAUGUUUCUCUCUUUCCUUCUCUUCCCCCACCCCUCUCUGUUUUAACCUCUGCUUUUCUUCAAGGUUCUGCUAGUUUAUCUAUGUCCAUUCACACUCACUUUGCCUACAGAGGGAGCACAACUCAGGACCUCUGACAAUAACAUCUGCUUGGAUGCUUCCCUGCCCAGUGGGACUUUGGUUAAAUAAGGACACCUUGCAGUGUCACAGGGAUUUUGUUUACCUGUCCAUGAUUUUGUUUACCCUUUCCUCCUCCUCCUCCUCCUCCUCCUCCUCCUCUCGUUCCCCCCCCC
Messenger RNA from Hemiscyllium ocellatum (epaulette shark), 3017 nucleotides. RefSeq names its product histocompatibility (minor) 13 (gene hm13). The record is from RefSeq and is a predicted model, not a curated record. The transcript has 12 exons. NCBI's taxonomy places the organism in Eukaryota, Metazoa, Chordata, Chondrichthyes, Orectolobiformes, Hemiscylliidae. Gene Ontology annotation, biological process: membrane protein proteolysis. The coding region runs from base 75 to 1205 and encodes 376 amino acids. Gene Ontology annotation, cellular component: cytoplasmic side of endoplasmic reticulum membrane; membrane; lumenal side of endoplasmic reticulum membrane. Gene Ontology annotation, molecular function: aspartic endopeptidase activity, intramembrane cleaving.